Messenger RNA from Aspergillus sclerotioniger CBS 115572, 969 nucleotides. RefSeq lists its product as uncharacterized. The transcript is spliced from 2 exons. The record is from RefSeq and is a predicted model, not a curated record. Lineage: Eukaryota; Fungi; Ascomycota; Eurotiomycetes; Eurotiales; Aspergillaceae. The coding region runs from base 1 to 969 and encodes 322 amino acids.
AUGGCGCCCGCGCCCGCGCCCGAAAAAGGCACCCAGAAACACCUUAGCACCCCUACAGGCACCUCACGUAGAGGCACCUCAGCCCCUUAUCCACAGCCUAAGCCCUCAACUCAACCAAGGACGAUAUCCACGGCGUCAUUUUUCAUACCUCAUUGUACACCACCCACCUCUUCAGCCAAAGGCGAAGCAUUGCAAAACCUCUCAUCCUUCCAGCUCCUGCCUGCAGAGCUCCGGUUCAAGAUAUAUGCGCACAUUUUCGAACCACAUCGCGUCGAACUCGUCCGCCAGCGCGACAAAGAUCCCAGCAAGCAUAUCAAACGAGUCCACUAUCGACUGUACCACCGUCAACUCCAGCCCCGAAAUCCCUUGACCCAGGUUUUGCCAUGGCACAAGUACCGAUCCUUGCUCCCCAUCGCCCUCCCAUUUACCUGUCGCAUCAUGUACUGUGACACGCUCUGCCUUCUCUACUCAUCCACCCAGUUCAUCUUCAACACCACCAAAGCCAUGACUCGGUUUUUCCAAAUCACCCCGAAAGAAGCGCAGUCUGCCAUCCGCCAUGUGGAGAUCAACCAGUCCAUGUACAGUGAGCCACAUCUGACCAAGUUCCGAGUCUUCAAAGUGCGCAGCGACUGGGCUUUCUAUCGCGCCUGCGGAAAGCUCAUCGAGUCCUGUCCCAGGCUACGCGUGUUGUAUAUCGACUUCUGCAUCCGUGACUGGCCCAUCAAUCUUGAGAUCGGCGAACCGUGGUCGUUGCCCCUCAUGCGCUUCGCGGAUUACAAAGAUAGGUUGGACUUUGUGAGCAUUCGUCUGCAGACGGGUGGGUUCAAUGAGAAGGAGUUGAACGAGGUAGCCAAGGCACUGGAGAAGAGGUUUAUGAAGCCUUUGUUGUUUCAACUCAGGGAAGACGAGCGUCUAGCAAGAGAGCUGAAAGGGGCAGUAAAGGCUAAACGUGUACUGAGAAUCGGUUGA